AUGCCCAUCGAAGUCAACUCUUCCCCGCCCCCACUUCAUGAGCCGCACUCCCACGAUAAUGUCCGACCCAAAGGUAUUCUAAAGAACCCGUCGUUUUCUGGUGCCAGCGAGCGCGAGAAGUCGCCCGAGAAAGAGCCGCCCUCGGCGCAUCUCGAUCCUCAGGCAGAGAAAGAACUCGUCCUCCAGAACACGCUCCAGAAUGCUGGUCACAGGAGAUCGUCGUCUGCCGCCAGAAGAACGUCGUUCUCUCGCCGCCACUCGUCUGCUGCCGCGGCGUCUGAGGAGGACCCGGACAAGAUGCGUCUGAAAUGGGAUGAGGCCAAUCUUUAUCUCGCGGAACAAGAGAAGGGCGGUCGCAUGAAGAUUACUGAGCCAAAAACUCCCUACCAAUAUGGCGACCCAGUGGAUGACGAAGAAGAAGAGGACGUGGCAAUUGACCCCCGUUUCGUCAACGUUGACGAGAUGGACAUCAAGAAGAAGAAGAAAGCCCGCGACAGCGAGAUUCCCGGCCUUGAACUGGGCGAACCUGAGGACGAAGCCGCUCAAAGUGCCGGCCAGGAAAACGACCGCAUUGUGCGCAGCGCCAGUCUCUCGCGCGACAACAGCAAGGAGAAGCACGUCAGUGUGGACAACGAAGCCCCGGCCAGCGAGCAGGUGGGAAUGCCAACUCUUGAGGAGCAGGAGAAGCACCGCCAAUUUGAGGAGCAGCGAAAGAAGCACUACGAAAUGCGGGACGUCAAGAAUCUGCUUGGCCAUCCUGAGGACAUCGAGGAGGAGGAUGAAGAGUCGAUCCCGCCCGGCAUGCCAUCUCUGCCCAACCGCGGCGUUAAUGGCACUCGGUAA
Molecule: messenger RNA, 843 nt
Organism: Cyphellophora europaea CBS 101466
Lineage: Eukaryota; Fungi; Ascomycota; Eurotiomycetes; Chaetothyriales; Cyphellophoraceae
Exons: 3
Coding region: 1-843 (280 amino acids)
Biological process (GO): regulation of signal transduction
Molecular function (GO): protein phosphatase inhibitor activity
Source: RefSeq, a predicted model, not a curated record